GACGCGGAGUUUGGAGAGAUUUUUAUGCUGAUUCGUCCGCGCGCGCCGCAGAGAGUAGAGGUCUACUGAGCCCCCCCGCGUGGAUGUGAAUGAAUGGGUUCGCCUCCGUGUUUGUAUGUGUGUGUGGUGCCGAAGUGGGUCAUGCGGACCACUGGAGGAGCGAAAGAUAAACACGCUGCACCCUCCUCCUCCUCCCGCUGCUGCUGCCGCUGCUGCCUGGCAGGUUGAGAUGGUGGGCGCUCAGAGGAGGGAUCCCAGCCUGUGUCCUCAUCUCAGUCAGCAUCAGAUGAUGCUUUGAUUUAAUCCGCCUCCCAAGAAAGUCAUAAACUGGAAAAAAAAGCAUCUUUAGGCGCAGGGCUGGAAUCAUCUUCACAAGGAGAGAGAGCACAACGCACGGACCUCAUCCAGGCUCUGUCAGCUGCUUUUCAUUUUCUUUUAAGCUGCACGGUUUUCCUCGCAUCUACUGUAACUGAUCGAUAAUUCCCUUUAAACGCGAGGAGAUCCAUCCAUCAGUUCCCUCAGCAGAGCAGAUCAGAGCCGAGCAGAGCGCAGCAGCUCUGCGCGCCGAGCGGAUGCAGGACCAUGGAGGAGAGAGACAGGUCGCCAGCAGUCUGCCGCACAGCGUAAAGGCGAGCCUGUCUCUUUCUCCAUCUGGGCCCGGACGGGUGGGCAGCGGCGGGGGCUCCCCUACGUCCAAGAUGGGCUACUGUGGAGGAGUGCCUGUGGAGGACAUGCAAGCCUUGGCCAUCACCUCUCUGUCAGCAGCAGAUGUAGCCAAACAGUAUGAGCACAUCCGAGAGCUGGGGAAGGGCACGUAUGGGAAGGUGGAUCUGGUGGCUCAUCGGACACAAGGCACCAAAAUGGCCUUGAAGUUUGUCACCAAGAACAAGACGAAGCUGAAGAGUUUCCUGCGGGAGUACAGUCUAACCGGCUCGCUCAGCUGCAGCCCGUUCAUCAUCAAAGUCUUGGACGUGCUGUUUGAGACGGAGGACAGCUACGUGUUUGGACAAGAAUACGCCCCAGCUGGGGACCUCUUUGACAUCAUUCCCCCACAGGUGGGUCUCCCAGAGGAAAUGGUCAAACGCUGCAUGCAACAACUGGGCUUGGCGCUGGACUUCAUGCACAGUAAAAGUCUGGUGCAUCGGGAUGUCAAGCCGGAGAACGUGCUCCUAUUUGACCGCGAGUGCCGCCGCAUCAAGCUAGCUGACUUUGGCAUGACACGACGAGUGGGCUGCCGUGUGAAAAGGGUGAGCGGCACCAUUCCCUACACAGCGCCUGAGGUGUGCCGGGCCAGUCGCGCUGAGGGUUUCCUUGUGACCACCAGUCUGGAUGUGUGGGCGUUUGGUGUGCUAGUCUUUUGUAUGCUGACAGGAAAUUUCCCAUGGGAGGCAGCACUGCCGGCAGAUGCCUUUUACGAGGAGUUUCGACGCUGGCAGAAAGCAGGCUGUCCGGUGGGAACGUACCCGUCUCAGUGGCGCCGCUUCACUGAUGAUGCCUUGCGCAUGUUUCAGAGGCUGCUCGCUGCUGAGCCGGAAAAACGCUGCGGGGUCAAAGAUGUCUUCUGCUUUGUCAAGUAUGAGCUGGUCAGCGAGCUCAGGCGCAGAGCGUCCUGCAGAGCAAAGAGGGGUGAGAGGUCAAGCUCUGGAGUUUGUACCGGCAGUUGCACUUCCUCUUCGACUUCCACUACAUCACGUUCCUCCCACAGACACCCCGAGCCCUCCACCCCUCCAGGAACGUCAUGCCUGCGCCCAGCACCACUCAAACGCAGCGUCCUCUCAGACCCAUUAUCUCCAAGAGAGGAAUCUGGGCCGCACCAGUCUCCAGGCCGAGACAAGAACAAAAGCCAGAUGGUGAUGGCAACGGCAAUCGAAAUCUGUGUGUGACCACGCCAAUGUCCGCAGAGGAGGCUGGAUGGCUUUUCACAGUAAUAACAAGCUUUGAAGAGGUGUUAAUGACUACCACAGACAGUGAAACAGGAGAGGUACUCGACAUGAAAUAGAAGCUCAGGAUCACAUCACCGGCUGUGGAAAUGCAAAUCAUCAAUCAGUGGUUCACGUUUGGACAGCUUAUCACUGGCACAUGCCGUUUAAGGUUUGAUUUGUGACCAAAGACUGCUUAGCUGAGAAGCUUUGCUGGCAGUGUUUAGGAGUCUGCUGAUGUCGUUCCUCUCAGCAGCUCAUUUCGCCAUCCAGACGUUUGUCUUGUUCUGCUCAUACACUGUGGUGGUGCUAAUGAUUCUAUAAUUAGAAACUCCAUAGAGACUGAUUUCUCACUUGUCACUCCAUGUUUCUUUACCUUUUAUGUCUCUAUACUAGAGUUUCUUUAUCUCAGAAUGCUACCUCUGGGGAGGCCGUGACUUUUCAGUCAGGGGGGCUGGUGAUCCAGAGGAAAUCUACGCAACUACAUUCAACUGCCAUUUCUUGGACUUCCUGCCAACUUCCAAUGCAUAAAGUUUCUCUUCAAGAAAAGGUGUUACACUGAAAAAAAAAAAAAAGAAAUCUUCCUGUAGCAGUUUGUAUGAGACGUCUUUUCAUGUAGGUGUCGAGACUUAGAGUUAGUUUCUCAGAGAUAGGCAUCACCUCAGGACACUUCAGUGAUUCACUUCCUGUUUUAUUAGUAAUGGAAACCCAUCGAGCGGCCAGUAAACACAUCUGCUGUUUCUGAACUGCUCUCAGUGAGAUUCACUUCCAGUGUAACUCGAUUGAAUGCAGGGAUUGUACAUCUUCUGACUGGAAAAAGGCGAGGAACAACGAAGAGAAGAAGAAAAACAACUUUUUAGUGUUUCUUUUCUACCUGCUGUGUGUGUUUGGGUUGUGUGUGUGUGAUUCAAAUGCUAAAGCACAAGUUUUGUAAAGGACGAGAAAUCUUAAAGUUAAAUAUGACUCUGUAUUGUAAAUAAUUUGAUAUUUCUAGGAGUGCACUGGUAAUAUCAGGUAGUUCAUUAAGUAGCCGUACUACUUUUCUACAAAAAGGGGAAGGGGUUUUAAUGUUUUAUAGUUACUGUCUGGGUAAUGCACUGUAUGUAGCAACAAAAUAUGACAAAAUGUACAGUAUAUCACAAAAAAACUCUUCAGAGAAAUAUUAUCACAACAUUUAACAUGGUAGCAGAUGCUUUUCUCUUUUUUUUGGGUUUAUUUGAACUUUAUGCUUUCUUGAGCCAGGAAGGACAGAAAUGAGUGAUUAGGCUUCAAUCAUCUCUCACUUUCUUUGAUAUUGACGGUAAAAUGAGCAACAUCCUUUUAUGUGGUGCUUCCUGGUUGCCAGUGAUUACAGCUCAUUCAGUCAGCUUGCCACCAAGCGGUCCAGUUCAGUUUUGCUCAGUUUGGCCCACAGUUGUUAGCAUUCCUAUUAAGGUUUGAAACGACAUUGAUUAAUAGUGCACAAGACUGAUUGCCAACAUUAGGACUGUAAAAAUGAACAGUGCCAGUCAUCUCAUUAAUGGUUGCAUUGUUUGGUUCAGUAUUAGAAGAUAAUGGCUCUUUAUCAGCCUUACAGUUUGGCAGUCGGAGAUGAGCCUCUUUGAAAGUCACAUACAGGAGGAAAAUGUAGAGAUCCUAAGACGUGGACUGGGAUGUACAACAGCAUUCUAUGGCUCGAUGCUAACAAAUAAGACAGUCUGACUGCAGUCUGCAGAUCUCAGACACCCCCCUUGAAGACCACCAUAGUGAGAUGCUCCCUCUGUCAGAACUAAAACACACACACUUCAACUUUCGAAAUUAAAUCAGAUUAAACUUCCAGGUAGGUGACAGGUUAAGGUAAGUGAUACCAAAAGUCAAAAGCCUGACCUUCACAACCUGGUAACAACAUGUUUAAUAAAGAAGAGUGAAAAAUCUGCUUACAGGAAAAAAGAUAGUCUUCCAUGAAAGCACUAACACAGCUAAUGAAUCUACAUUGCCUUAAUGGCUACGUAGCUAAUGCAGCUAAAUCCAAAGCUACAGAGCUAUGCUAGCUAUGUUAGGUACAUAAGCUACAUAGCUAAUGUAGCUAUGUAGCUAAAUCUAAAGCUUACGAAGAUAUGUAGCUACAUGGGCAAUGUAGCUACAUGAUGAAUGUAGCUAAAGCAGACAAAAUGUAAGUUUCUGCUAUGUUUGCUAAAGCUAGACCCAUUUUAGGAGUAGUUAUGCGAAAGGUGGCUCACUUUGGCUCUGAUAUGUUCAGCUAAAGCUAAGGCAACUAUCUAAGCUUACGUAGUAUCGCUAACAACAUAGCUAGUGAAGUUCUGGUAGCUAAAGCUAAAGAAGCUGAAGUGAGCCACCGCUUGUGUAACUACUUUUACAGGUCGAC
Molecule: messenger RNA, 4284 nt
Organism: Cheilinus undulatus (humphead wrasse)
Lineage: Eukaryota; Metazoa; Chordata; Actinopteri; Labriformes; Labridae
Gene: sbk1
Product: SH3 domain binding kinase 1
Exons: 4
Coding region: 573-1883 (436 amino acids)
Biological process (GO): peptidyl-serine phosphorylation; peptidyl-threonine phosphorylation
Molecular function (GO): ATP binding; protein serine/threonine kinase activity
Source: RefSeq, a predicted model, not a curated record